AUGUCGGCCGACGAGGAGGAGCUCAAAGUGCCCGAGGACAUGUUCAAAGAUGUCAAGUUCUUCACCGUGGGAGACAUCGACCCCAAGGUAAUUCAGCUUCUGAAAGCUGGGAAAGCAAAAGAAGUUUCUUACAAUGCACUGGCUUCACACAUCAUUGCAGAAGAUGGGGACAAUCCAGAGGUUGGAGAAUCUCGUGAAGUCUUUGAUCUCCCUGUAGUAAAGCCUUCCUGGGUGAUCUUGUCUGUUCGCUGUGGAGCUCUUCUGCCGGUAAAUGGCUUUUCUCCAGAAUCCGGUCAGAUCUUUUUUGGAGUCACUGCUUGUCUCUCUCAGGUUUCAUCUGAAGACCGAAAUACGCUGUGGGCUUUGAUUACGUUUUAUGGAGGGAAUUGCCAGCUGAGCCUCAAUAAUAAGUGUACUCAUUUGAUUGUGCCUGAGCCAAAGGGGGAGAAAUAUGAAUGUGCUUUUAAACGGGACAGCAUUAAAAUUGUGACACCAGACUGGGUACUGGAUUGUAUAGCGGAUAAAACUAAGAAAGAUGAGAUUCCUUAUCAUCCUCGCUUAGUUAUAUACGACGAGGAAGAAGAGGAGGAGGAGGAGGAAGAAGAGGAAGAAGCCGAAAAUGAAGAGCAAGAUUCUCAAAAUGAAGCUAGUACCGAUGAAAAAUUAUCAAGCCCAGCAUCUUCUCGGGAAGGGUCACCUUUGGGUGAUCAAGCCUUUUCACCAAAAUCUACUACUGCUGAUAAGGCAAAAGGGGAACUGAUGUUUGAUGAUUCUUCGGAUUCCUCUCCGGAAAAGCAGGAAAGGAAUUUGAACUGGACACCAGCUGAAGUCCCACAGGCAACUGCAGCAAAGCGUAGGUUGCCCCAAGGCAAAGACUCUGGGUUGAUUAAUUUAUGUGCCAAUGUCCCGCCAGUGCCAGGUAAUAUUUUGCCUCCUGAUCUCAGAGGCAAUUUAAUGGCUUCAGUGCAAGGUGCCCAAAGUUCUGAUCGACAGGAGAUGAUGGCUGCAUGGAGUCCAGCAGUACGGACAUUAAGGAAUAUUACUAAUAGUGCUGAUAUUCAGCAGAUUAAUAGACCAUCAAAUGUAGCACAUAUCUUACAGUCACUUUCAGCACCUACAAAAAGUUUAGAACAACAAAUAAAUCAUAGUCAACAGGGACACCCCAAUGCAGUGCUGUUUGGUCAAGUGAAACUAACACCAGAGACACAUUUAUUGCAGCAGCCGCAUCAAGCGCAGCCGCAGCAGCACCAUCCUCUUCUCCACCUGCAACCCCAGCAGCUCAUGCAGCUGCAACAGCAGCAGCAGUCCCAGAUUCCCCAGCAGUCCUUCCAGCAGCAACAGCCGCACCAGUUUUCCCAGCAGCAGCAGCAGCAAGUCCAUCAGCAGCACCAGUUCCCGCAGCAGCCGCUUCAGUUCCCGCAGCAGCAGCAGCAGCAGUUACACACGCAGCAGCAGCUGCACCGGCCUCCGCAGCAGCUGCAGUUUCAGCAGCAACACGCGCUGCAGCAGCAGCUGCACCAGCUGCAGCAGCAGCAGCUCCAGCAGCAGCAGCUCCAGCAGCUCCAGCAGCAGAGCCUCCAGCAGCAGCAACUGCAGCAGCAGCAGCUCCAGCAGCAGCAGCUGCAACAGCAGCACUUACAGCGACUGCACCAACAGCAUCAGCAACAGCAGAUGCAGAAUCAGGCAGCACAACACUUAACUCAAGCGUCUCAAGCACUACAGCACCAAGUUCCAGCGCAGCAACCACAACACCACCAGCAGCAGCAGCCGCAGUUGCAACAGCAGCAGCUUUUUGGACAUGAUCCAGCAGUAGAGAUUCCAGAAGAAUAUUUCCUGCUGGGCUGUGUUUUUGCAAUUGCUGAUUAUCCAGAGCAGAUGUCUGAUAAGCAGCUGUUAGCAACCUGGAAACGGAUCAUUCAAGCACACGGUGGGACAGUGGACCCUACACUUACAAGCAGAUGCACCCAUCUUCUUUGUGAAAGCCAAGUCAGUAAUAUGUAUGCUCAGGCUCUACGAGAAAGGAAGAGAUGCAUUACAGCACAUUGGCUGAACUCUAUCUUGAAGAAGAAGAAAAUGGUGCCACCUCAUCGAGCCCUUCAUUUCCCAGUGGCAUUUCCACCAGGAGGAAAGCCUUGCUCUCAACAUAUAAUCUCCGUGACUGGAUUUGUUGAUAGUGACAGAGAUGACCUCAAACUAAUGGCCUACCUAGCAGGGGCAAAAUAUACAGGCUAUCUGUGUCGCAGCAAUACAGUUCUCAUCUGUAAAGAACCCAGUGGCUUGAAGUACGAGAAGGCCAAAGAGUGGCGAAUUCCCUGUGUGAACGCGCAGUGGCUCUGUGACAUCCUGCUGGGAAACUUCGAGGCGCUGCGGCAGAUUCAGCACAGCCGCUACACAGCGUUCAGCCUCCAAGACCCACUGUCUCCUAGUCAGCAUCUAGUGCUCAACUUGUUGGAUGCUUGGAGAGUGCCAUUAAAGGUAUCACCAGAACUUCUAAUGGGUGUGAGAUUGCCUUUGAAACCAAAGCAAAAUGAGCCCAGUCUUCAGCCAUCUUCUAAAAGAGCAAGAAUUGAAGACCUACCACCACCUACUAAAAAACUCACCCCAGAGCUGACACCAAUGGUACUCUUCACAGGAUUUGAACCUAUGCAAGUUCAACAGUACAUCAAGAAACUGUACAUCCUCGGGGGUGAAGUAGCAGAAUCUGCCCAGAAAUGCACCCAUCUGAUUGCCAGUAAAGUGACCCGGACUGUCAAGUUCCUCACGGCAAUUUCAGUAGUCAAGCACAUAGUAACUCCAGACUGGUUAGAAGAGUGUUUCAAAUGCCAGAAGUUUGUUGAUGAGCAGAACUUUGUGCUCAGAGAUGCUGAAGCUGAGGUUCUUUUCUGCUUUAGUUUAGAGGAGUCUCUGAAGAGAGCACAAGUAGCUCCACUCUUUAAGGGAAAGUAUUUUUACAUUACACCUGGAAUUUGUCCUAGUCUUUCCACCAUGAAAGCUAUUGUGGAGUGCGCAGGAGGAAAAGUAUUAUCCAAGCAGCCUUCUUUUCGAAAACUCAUGGAGCAUAAGCAGAAUAAAAGUUUGCCAGAGAUAAUCUUGAUUUCCUGUGAAAAUGACCUUCAUUUAUGUCGAGAAUACUUUGCUAGAGGUAUAGAUGUCCACAAUGCGGAGUUUGUCCUGACUGGAGUUCUUACUCAAACACUGGAUUAUGAAUCAUAUAAAUUUACUUGAUGGAUAGUGAAAUGCCUUACUGCUUCGGAACCCAUGGAGCAUCAAAUCUAACCACUCAGCCAUUGUACAAAGUGACUAAAACUUCCUGUGGAUGCUGUUUUCCAGCUGUUUUCCUAGGGAUGAUGAGCAGUUUAAAGCAGGAAAGCAAAAAUAAACUGCAUCUUUUU
Messenger RNA from Nothoprocta perdicaria, 3392 nucleotides. It is a transcript of the gene PAXIP1, whose product is annotated as PAX interacting protein 1. Gene Ontology annotation, cellular component: nucleus. Bases 1 to 3225 code for a protein of 1074 amino acids. Gene Ontology annotation, biological process: positive regulation of transcription initiation by RNA polymerase II. The transcript is spliced from 21 exons. The record is from RefSeq and is a predicted model, not a curated record. NCBI's taxonomy places the organism in Eukaryota, Metazoa, Chordata, Aves, Tinamiformes, Tinamidae.